AAGAUUUGGGAGCAGAGGAGGGGAGGGAGAAUUGGAAUUGGAAUUGGGAUCUCGAUUCGAGAGAGGAGGAGAAGGGAAUUUGAGAGAAAGGGUGGAGGAGGUUGUGGAUCGAAGGAGGAAGCAUAUAUUCCAUUGGAAUUCUCGAGGAUUUACUCUGCUGGGCUUUCCACCACCACCACCACCAUCAUCAUCAUCGAUUUGUCGAGGGGGAGCGAUACGGGAGGGAGCAAGCGAGGCCAGCAACGUAGGAGCCGAGUAGGAGACGCCGCCUUGUAUGCCUUCUUCGCCCUUCACGUGUCCAUCUGCCCCCCUCGCUUGUCCUCUUAUAUAUACCCCCUUGCUUCGUCCCAAUACCUCACAGAGCUGUUGGUGGUGGUGGUGGUGGUGGUGAUCGUGUUGGAGUUCGGUGAGAGAGAGAGAGAGAGAGAGAGAGAGAAGGCUAAUAGGGCUGAUGGAAGGCAAGAACAACUCUCCUCCUCCAUCUUCUUCUUCUUACCGGUCGUUCACGUCGCUUGCGGAUGAGAGCUUCGGACGGAAGGAUGCGGAUCCCUCGGCGAGGUCCUCAUCCUCCUACCAGGGCUAUUUCAGCACCGUCAUUCCUCCCGCUUCUGCUGUGAUUGCGAAAGAUUUAUCGCAUUCCGAUCUGUGCUGGACUUUGAACAAGCAGAGAGUCGAAGGUCGCAUUGCGAGUGCUCGCUGCACGAAUGCAGCUGGCAGGUCUCAAGGCAGUCCAGGCAAAAAACCAAUCACACAGAACAAAGAUGGGAAACCUGUAUAUCCCAAUGAGUCGACAGAGGCACCCUAUUUUGGCUCAUCUGUGAAUUAUGGUGCCAGAGAUUUCUACACGAGCUCUUCAUCUAAUCAGACCACUGAAAGUUCAACAAAUUAUAUAAAUAAUGCUGGAGAACACCUGGGCAAUCCACAUGCUGCUGACAGAGGUGAAUGGUGGCAAGGUUCACUUUACUAUUGAAGAUUCGAGAUCAUUAUGCUCUUCUUUUAUAUAGAAAAGGUCCAGGAAGCUAAGAAAGUUGAUGGCUAUCCAAGUGAUACACAAUGUGACCGGCCUAGGAAGCUGAACUGUCUAUAUUCUACUAUGUAAUCUUAGUCUGUAGUAAACUGUUCAUAUUACCAGUGAAAGAGCAGACUCCGUGUCUAGUUAUGUGACUGCUGCUGUUUUUGAACUCGGGUAGGUAGUUUGUCUUUGUCAUCGAGUUACAGAGAUAUAUGCAGGAAACUGUCUCAGGUCUCCCCCUCCCAACUUUACUGCAGUGAGGACGCAGGGUAGCUUUGUAAUGUUUUCUUUAGUAGUAUAAUGAAAGCAUAGUAAGCAGAUCAUAGAAA
Messenger RNA from Musa acuminata AAA Group (dessert banana), 1341 nucleotides. RefSeq lists its product as uncharacterized. The transcript has 6 exons. The coding region runs from base 452 to 970 and encodes 172 amino acids. Lineage: Eukaryota; Viridiplantae; Streptophyta; Magnoliopsida; Zingiberales; Musaceae. The record is from RefSeq and is a predicted model, not a curated record.